AUGUUUUCAAAAAGUGAUCGGAUUUGCUUUCAGCCUACUUACAAUCCUCCUGUUGGCCAUUACGAAAUAAACCAUUAAUAAAAUGCUAAAGGAAUUGAUUUUUCAAAAUCCUUGGCUAGAAACAUAAAUACUAGGUAAAAUGUAAGUCCUUAAAACAACACUAACAAUUUGCCAAGGGUCUCCUUAGCAAGUCCUUAAUUAUCAGCGUAUGCCAAACCUGGUGAAAGGUUGAAGUUUGAAUAGAAAUAUAAGAAACCAGAAAGAAGAAGCUUCAGUUACUCUUAAAAUGCAGACAUUUCAAUUAAUAAUUUCGAGAGUUUGCCCCUUAGAUAAAAAGGCAAGAGACUCAAAAUAGUCUAUCAGAAAUAAAUUACAGAUUAAGAAAAUUCAAUUGAAGAAUCCACCUAAUUAUAAGUCUAAGGAUAUUACAACUCAAGAGCUCAAACCCCUAUGACAGGACUGCCCAAAAGAAGAAAACCUAAAACACACAGGAAUAUAUUUUCUUUAUUUCCAUCUGACAGUUUGGAGUUGGCAUAACAAAGAGAAAAAAUGAAGGAUAAACCAGUACCUCCUCCUGGAGCAUAUUACAAUGAGUUUAAUGGUUCCUCGAUAAAGGUAGAAAAAAUACCUUGGAGAUUCUAGUGCUUCUCUUCAACUGCCAAGAGAUUUAGUUAAUAACAGUAAGAUGCAGGUCCUAGUGUAGGUGCUUAUGAUAUUAAAACAAAAUCUAAAGCCAUUGGAGUUAUUUCACUUGAUAAAUAUAGCAAAAGGGAAGAUAAAUUCCUGAAUUUUCCUGGAGUUGGUAGUUAUGACGUUGAUUAAUCGUUCACAUAAUAAAAACCGAAACAAAAAUAAUAAUAAGAAUUUCCAUCUCCAUUCGGAUCAAGUGGCAAGAGAUUUUGA
Molecule: messenger RNA, 903 nt
Organism: Paramecium tetraurelia
Lineage: Eukaryota; Ciliophora; Oligohymenophorea; Peniculida; Parameciidae
Exons: 2
Source: RefSeq, a predicted model, not a curated record